AUGCAGAUUCUCGUCUCUCACGUUCAUCAGAAUCAUCACGAGAAUGAUGCAGAUGCUGGGCAAAAAACUCGUUCAGAACGAAAGCAUUGUCAUAAACAUCUUCUUUACACUUGGCUUCAUUUUCGGCUGAACGGAUGCCGACCGUACGCUCUUUCGUUUUUCCCUCAAAUCGCCGGCAAUGGAGUCGUACCAGAUCCAAAAAUAACAGUACUUGUUUUGAAGACUAACAAACGCCGUAUGCUGAGAUCAUAUUUGGUACGCCUAUCAGCGUCGACGCAGGCACAGGCUCGUUUCUUUCUUUCAGCGCUGUGUCUUAUCGCCGGCACCGGUGGUAACCUUGGAGCCGUACCAGAUCCGAAAAUAGCAAAAGACGGUGAUGAUGAUGGUCAGCAAGAUGACGGCCGAUUUGUACGAAUAAAAAACUUCACUGUAAACGGAGUUGACGUAUUCUGCUUUCAGAUAGCAAUACUUGCGUUGAAGAUUAACAAACGCCGAGCGCCGAGUUCGGGCACCAGCCAUGAUUAUUGUUGGUAUGCACGUGAGCGUAGAUACGGCCGCCAAAAUAAACAAUUCUGCAAUAUAACUAUCUAUGUAUCUGUCUGUCGGUCUCAGUUUAUUCAGUAUCUAUCUAUCUAUCUAUCUAUCUAUCUAUCUAUCUAUCUAUCUAUCUAUCUAUCUAUCUAUCUAUCUAUAACGGAAAAAAAAAUCUUCUGCAAUAUUUGUAUCUAUCUAUCUAUCUAUCUAUCUAUCUAUAACGAUGUGCAUAUGUCAUUUGUCUUUAUUUUGUUUUUAGGGAAAAAAAAGUUCUGUAAUCUAUCUAUCUAUCUAUCUAUCUAUCUAUAA
Messenger RNA from Acanthosepion pharaonis, 843 nucleotides. The record is from the annotation of a GenBank genome assembly. Lineage: Eukaryota; Metazoa; Mollusca; Cephalopoda; Sepiida; Sepiidae.